AUGGCGUUCGACCUGGGCGAGCGGCUGCGGCAGAGCAACGCGCGCUUCCUGGUCUCCAUUCACCACAUCUUGGAACGGUAUAAUCAUCCUUUUGAAGAUGACUAUGUUGUUUCCAUGGAAACUCUCACUUACGAUACACCUGCUGGACCAAAGCAAUGGGGGGAAGUGUCAAAAAAGGAGCUUAAAAAUUGGAAGGCAGAAAUACUUGAGCAUAACAGAGCAAGUCCAAGAAAUGCAGAAAUGUCAAAGCAACAGACCAGUGAUCUUGAAGAUAGACCUUCAACAGCACCUAAGGAAUCCCCUGAAGCCUCUCAUAUGGAUACAUCGGAUAUAGUAGAUGCAGAAAGUGAUGCUGAUAUAGCUUCAGUAAGAAGUCAAUUUGAAGACAUUCAUUUCAAGAACCAGUAUGUAGAUGAUGUGGAAAUUCAAGAGAACGCAAAAAUUCAAGUGGAUGUGAUAGUACAAGAUCAUGCUAGAAAUAUUCCCAAGUGGAUUACGAUAGCACCUCAAGGUUCAUCGGAGGGUCCUCAAGUAGCUUCACCAGUGCAAGAACUGAUUGGCAACCAAGCCACUGUUUGCAGAAGGGUAGAGUUGUCAAAUGAAUGUUCUUCCUCCAGAUCUCUUCAGUUACAAUCUUCUGUUCCCAUUUCACCAUGUACAAUUACUAUAACUAGGCAUGAAACUUCUCCAGAACUGAAUAAAAGUUGCUAUGAUAGUAUCUUCCAAGAAUACCAGUCUGCAGAUGAGGAAUGCUCCUGGAGCAAUGUAACUCUUGCAGACCUGUAUCCAGCGAUGGUGAAGACAUUUAUAAGGCUCAUGAAAAAGCAGUCUCAGAGAAAAGUGUUUAAAUACCUGUUUGGAAACUUAAGGCACAGAAGAAUGUCUUGUAGAAGACCAAGACUCAAUGUCACUGUAGACAAAAUAAGAGGGUUCAGACCUCUUAAACUGAAGCGAGCACUACCCAGCAUAUGCAGCAGUAGAAGUAAGGACAUCCAGAAUCAAGCUUUUGGAAAUGACCUCACAGAAUUUUCUGCUGACAAUUCUUCCAUUAAUAAUUUAUCUACUCUGGUACCUUAUUCUCAUGUUGAUACAAAUGAAGUAAAAAUGGACUACUCUGACUCAAGUUUAGAACAUCAUUUGGUAUCUGGAAGUGGCCAGAGAGUUUCCAAACAGACUGUUUUUCCUAAUGUUAUGGCUAGAAUGGGCGAGACAUUUCUUGUUGAAGAUGAAUUACAGAGUACUGUCUCACUGAAGAGUUCAAAAUGCAAAGAAAGUGAAAAAUCAGCUUGCAAAUGUUCCUCAGAAUACCCUUUUAAAACAUCUACUGCCAGUUCAGAGUCAACUGCACUUCAUCUGGUAAAAGAGACUAAAGCUCAAAAAAUUGACUUUCCUGGUGGUGAUACCUCCAAGUUGUGUUCAUCUACUUGGAGUUUCUCUAGCAACAGUAGCACUUUUGCCCGUGUCACAAGCUGUUCUUUUGCAAAAGCAUCAAAGACUUUAUUCCCAAUUACUGGCAAAACAAUAUCUGAAAGACUAAUUUCUUUCCAGGGCAAACACUCAUUUUCCCCAUUGUCUGUUAAGCAUAGUCCUUCAAAGACGCUCCCAAAAUCUGAAGAUGCAUUUGAAAAACUCUACUAUGGACUGUGUUCCAAAGAAUUCCAAAAGCCUUUGGCAGUGACAAGACCUAUUCCAAGUUCACAGAACUUUGAAGUGAAAGGAAGAUUAGUGAAGGGUAAUUUAAGUGACUCUGUGAAGUCUGACAUGCAGUAUGCUAGAGAGUUUGACAGAAUCUGUGAGCAGUUGUGUAGUGAUGCUGUUCCAAAACUUCCUGGGUUUCAGAGAGCUUCAAAUUUAAGGAAAUACGAAGGCAUACAGAUGUCUGAAACUGUAAAUGCUCUUGUUAAUUCACCUGUUCGAACUUCUUCUGCAUUUCCCAGAGUUAAAAGACUAGGAAAUUUUCAAAAUGAUCUUCUUUGUUCACCAGUAAAGCGACUGAGAAAUAUACCAGAACGCUAUUUUCCGUUAACAGAAUGUCAACAGAUUUCUCACAGAAAAAAUGUUCCUCUUCAGACAGAUGGCAUGCAUUUUUUGAGCACGUGCAAUGGCAGUAACCCCAGCUUUUUUGCCAGUCACAACUGUCAGCAUCAGGACUAUGGAUUUCAUGCUUCCUCAGACAAAACUUUUCUUGGUAUUCCUGGUACUUCCCUGCAAGGGAUUGCAGAUGCCCACUCCAGUUGGCCUCAGGCAGUGAAGAAUUACAAUUGUCCCAGAAAUGCACAGAAGUGUCACCAAAGAAUAUUCAGAAAACUAAGCUACACGGAUGACAAAGACAAAAAUUCUGGCAGUCCCUUGGAUGAUUUCCCAGUUAAAAAUUCAUGAAGGAGCAUGCUACAAAGAAGACAGUAUUUUAUAAAGUCUGGUUUUGUUUCUCUUCUUCCAAGAAUCAAGAAUGACUAUGUAUAUAAAAUAUACAGUUAGUCCUGAUUUAUACUUCCCCAUAACGUAAACCUUCAGGAACUGGCUCAUCCCUUCUGACAGGCCCUUCUUACUCCUUUGGCUUCAUCAGGUGUUGCAAGGAAUCAGGUUCCUUUCUGUGGCUGAAUUUAAAGUUUGUAUUUAGUAGUGUUGAACGUGAUCUAUCAAAUCUUUUGAUUCUUAACCUAUUAGUCAUAAGACAAGUAACAAGCUCUUUCUGAUUAAUUCAUACUUAUUUGUGCUUUAUAGAUGUAUUAGUACUAAAUGACUGAAAAAAUUUUAAACUGCACUGGAUGACCCAAAUGCAGUAUUACAUCCUAUGACUUGUAAUAUGCCUGCUAUGCAAUUUUCAUGUUAAAGUUUUCUAAGUAGUUAAGCAAAGUUGAUUUUACAGUAGAAUUUUAUAAUUUUAGUGGAUAUAUUAGUUCUGUCUUCUGAAAAAAACCCUA
Molecule: messenger RNA, 2924 nt
Organism: Apus apus (common swift)
Lineage: Eukaryota; Metazoa; Chordata; Aves; Apodiformes; Apodidae
Gene: HJURP
Product: Holliday junction recognition protein
Exons: 13
Coding region: 1-2379 (792 amino acids)
Biological process (GO): CENP-A containing chromatin assembly
Cellular component (GO): chromosome, centromeric region
Molecular function (GO): histone binding
Source: RefSeq, a predicted model, not a curated record